Messenger RNA from Aethalodelphis obliquidens (Pacific white-sided dolphin), 6829 nucleotides. RefSeq names its product mannosidase alpha class 2A member 2 (gene MAN2A2). Gene Ontology annotation, biological process: N-glycan processing; mannose metabolic process; protein deglycosylation. Lineage: Eukaryota; Metazoa; Chordata; Mammalia; Artiodactyla; Delphinidae. The transcript has 23 exons. Gene Ontology annotation, cellular component: Golgi membrane. Gene Ontology annotation, molecular function: alpha-mannosidase activity; carbohydrate binding. The coding region runs from base 824 to 4390 and encodes 1188 amino acids. The record is from RefSeq and is a predicted model, not a curated record.
CGGGCGGUGGCGGAGGACACUGAUUCUCUGAAGUUGCCCCACAGCCGAGCAGCUGUGCCUAGCUUCUCCCUACCCAGGUUAUCUUUGACAUCAAUCACUGGUGGCUUCCGGGGGGUCCCCUAAAUGUUCUGUAAGCAGAAGCUGAAAGUUACCCACACUGCAGGAGUCAGAGCUAACAGGGAGAGGACUCCUUAUGUUAGAAACAUAAGCUGUGGCUUCUUUUUUUAUUCAUUCUGCAUUUCUGAAUAAGAGACCAGCUGUGCCAGUCACUGUUUCUGGUGAGUACCAGUCUGAUGCAAGCGGGCAGGGAGAAAGGCUUUCUUGUUAGUCUCUUGGGGCUUUGUCUAUAUUCUUUAAAUCAAAAUAGAUACCAGUAUAUUCCUCUGAAAUCAGAGGCACAUGGCCAGGGAGCUUGGACACCCACGUCCUUUAACUGGCUGUGUCUUUCUUGUAGGCAAGCUCUGUGGGCAGCUGGUUAUAAUCAGGAAGUUGUAUGGCGAACUCAGGAGUCACAGCUGGGAAGUUUUGUUUUCCGGGCGUGUUUUUUAAUAGCAUCUGCCUGGGAGAGAGCAUCAUCUCCACCCUAGGGGCAAAGCUGCUACCAGGACCAGGCAGGACCGGCCUCACAUGUGCCUCUUACUAGUGCUUUCUGUGUCUCAGCCAAGAGAAUGCGAUCCAGGUUGGGUCAGGAUCCGUAGCCAGUGUCGGGAUUCGGUGCUUAGAAGCUUUCUUUUCUUUGGUGUUCUUCGGGAGCAGCCCUCAGGAACUCCUUGGGGCAUUUGGUGGAAAGGCCACCAAAGGGAUUUUUGCCUGCUGGAGCUACAUGUGGUGUCCCUCCGGCCAGGUGUGUGUGGAGGCCAGUAUGAAGCUGAAAAAGCAGGUGACAGUGUGUGGGGCUGCCAUCUUCUGUGUGGCUGUCUUCUCACUCUACCUCAUGCUGGAUCGAGUGCAGCAUGAUCCCACCCGACACCAGAACGGUGGGAACUUCCCCCGGAGUCAAAUUUCUGUGCUGCAGAACCGCAUUGAACAGCUGGAGCAGCUGUUGGAGGAGAAUCAUGAGAUCAUCAGCCACAUCAAGGACUCUGUGCUGGAGCUGACGGCCAACGUGGAGGGCCCACCUGCCCUGCUGCCAUACUAUAUGUCCAAUGGCUCCUGGGUGGUGCCACCAGAGCCCCGACCCAGCUUCUUCUCCAUCUCCCCUCAAGACUGCCAAUUUGCUUUGGGGGUCCGGGGCCAGAAGCCAGAGCUGCAGAUGCUGACUGUAUCAGAGGAGUUACCAUUUGACAACGUGGAUGGCGGCGUGUGGAAGCAAGGCUUUGACAUCUCUUAUAGCCCGCACGACUGGGACACCGAAGACCUGCAGGUGUUUGUGGUCCCUCACUCUCACAAUGACCCAGGCUGGCUCAAGACCUUUGACAAGUACUACACAGAGCAGACACAGCACAUUCUCAACAACAUGGUGUCCAAGCUGCAAGAGGACCCCCGGCGGCGCUUCAUCUGGGCGGAAGUCUCCUUCUUCGCCAAGUGGUGGGACAACAUCAAUGCCCAAAAGAGAGCAGCAGUCCGAAGGCUCGUGGGAAACGGGCAGCUGGAAAUUGCAACAGGAGGCUGGGUAAUGCCGGAUGAGGCCAACUCCCACUACUUUGCAUUGAUUGACCAGCUCAUUGAGGGACACCAGUGGCUGGAGAAAAACCUCGGUGCAACCCCGCGCUCAGGCUGGGCAGUGGACCCCUUUGGAUACAGCCCCACCAUGCCUUACCUGCUGCGCCGUGCCAACCUGACCAGCAUGCUGAUUCAGAGGGUACAUUAUGCUAUCAAGAAGCACUUUGCUGCCACCCACAGCCUGGAGUUCAUGUGGAGGCAGACCUGGGAUUCGGACUCCAGCACAGACAUCUUCUGCCACAUGAUGCCUUUCUACAGCUAUGACGUCCCCCAUACAUGUGGCCCGGAUCCCAAGAUCUGCUGCCAGUUUGAUUUCAAGCGCUUGCCCGGGGGGCGCAUCAACUGCCCUUGGAAGGUGCCACCCCGGGCUAUCACAGAGACAAAUGUCGCCGAGAGGGCAGGCCUGCUCCUGGACCAGUACAGGAAGAAGUCCCGGCUCUUCCGAAGCAACGUCCUCCUGGUGCCGCUGGGCGAUGACUUCCGAUAUGACAAGCCCCAGGAGUGGGAUGCCCAGUUCUUCAACUACCAGCGGCUCUUCGACUUCCUUAACAGCAAGCCUGAUCUCCACGUGCAGGCCCAGUUUGGCACCCUCUCCGACUAUUUUGAUGCUCUAUACAAGAGGACAGGGGUGGAGCCAGGGGCCCAGCCUCCAGGGUUUCCUGUGCUGAGCGGGGAUUUCUUCUCCUACGCGGACCGGGAGGACCAUUACUGGACAGGCUAUUACACUUCGCGGCCUUUCUACAAGAGCUUGGACCGUGUCCUGGAAGCGCACCUGCGGGGGGCAGAGAUUCUGUACAGCCUGGCUGUGGCUCAUGCCCGGCGCUCUGGAGUGGCCAGCCAGUACCCGCUCUCAAACUUCGCCCUUCUGACGGAAGCUCGGCGCACACUGGGACUCUUCCAGCACCACGACGCUAUCACUGGCACUGCCAAGGAGGCAGUUGUUGUGGACUAUGGGAUCAGGCUUCUGCGCUCCCUUGUCAACCUGAAGCAGGUGAUCAUUAACGCAGCUCACUAUCUGGUGCUGGGGGACAAGAAAAGCUACCGCUUUGACCCUGAGUCACCCUUCCUGCAAAUGGAUGACACCCGCUUAAAUCACGAUGCCCUACCAGAGCGCACAGUGAUCCAGCUGGAUUCCUCACCCAGAUACGUGGUGCUGUUCAACCCACUGGAGCAGGAGCGGCUCAGCGUGGUGUCCCUUCUGGUCAGCUCACCCCGGGUGCGGGUCCUUACAGAGGAGGGUCAGCCCCUGGCUGUGCAGGUCAGCGCGCACUGGAGCUCUGCCACUGACAUGGUCCCUGACGUCUACCAGGUGUCUGUGCCCGUCCGCCUGCCGGCUCUGGGCCUGGGCGUGCUGCAGCUGCAGCUGGGUCUGGACGGGCCCCGCACCCUGCCCUCCUCCGUGCGCGUCUACCUGCAUGGGCGGCAGCUGUCCGUCAGCAGGCACGAGGCGUUCCCUCUACGCGUCAUUGACUCUGGCACCAGUGACUUUGCCCUCAGCAACCGCUAUAUGCAGGUCUGGUUCUCAGGCCUCACCGGGCUCCUCAAGAGCAUCCGAAGGGUGGACGAGGAGCAGGAGCAGCGGGUGGGCAUGGAGUUCCUCAUCUAUGGCACCCGCUCGUCCAAAGACAAGAGUGGAGCCUACCUCUUCCUGCCCGAUGGCGAGGCCAAGCCCUACGUCCCCAAGGACCCUCCUGUGCUGCGCAUCACGGAAGGCCCUUUCUUCUCAGAGGUGGUGGCCUACUAUGAGCACGUUCACCAGGUAGUCCGGCUUUAUAACCUGCCAGGGGUGGAGGGGCUGUCUCUGGACGUGUCAUCCCUGGUGGACAUCCGGGACUGCAUCAACAAGGAGCUGGCCCUGCGCCUCCACACAGACAUUGACAGCCAGGGCACCUUCUUCACGGACCUCAAUGGCUUUCAGGUGCAGCCCCGGCGGUAUCGGAAGAAGCUGCCCCUGCAGGCCAACUUCUACCCCAUGCCGGUCAUGGCCUGCCUCCAGGACGCACAGAGCCGCCUCACGCUGCACGCUGCCCAGGCCCUGGGCGUCUCCAGCCUCCAUGAUGGCCAGCUGGAGGUGAUCUUGGACCGGCGACUAAUGCAGGACGACAACCGAGGCCUGGGCCAAGGGCUCAAGGACAACAAGAGAACCUGCAACCAUUUCCGUCUCCUGUUGGAACGGCGAACCCUGGGCAGGGAGCCUGGCUUUUUCUCCAAACUGGCAGCCAUGUUUAGGGGCUUGAUCUUUCACAGCAGCAGGAGCGGGCACCGAGAGGUCCAAGAUGGCCCCUCUACCAGCUACCCGUCCCUCCUCAGUCACCUGACUUCCAUGUACCUGAACACCCCUGUGCUCGCCCUGCCCGUGGCCAAGAGGCAGCCCCCAGGCCCUGCUCUGUGCUCAUUUCGUCCUCUGGCCUCCUCUCUGCCCUGUGACUUCCACCUGCUCAACCUGCGGACGCUCCAGGCAGAGGAUGAUAGCUUGCCCUCAGCCGAAACUGCGCUCCUCUUACACCGCAAGGGUUUUGACUGUGGCCUCGAGGCCAAGAACUUGGGCUUCAACUGCACCACAAGCCAAGGCAAGGUGGCCCUGGGGAGCCUCUUCCGUGGCUUGGAUGUGGUUUUCCUGCAGCCAACCUCCUUGACAUUGCUGUACCCCCUGGCCUCGCCCUCCAACAGCACUGACAUCUAUUUGGAGCCCAUGGAGAUCGCCACCUUUCGCCUCCGCCUGGGCUAAGGCUUCUUGUGGCCUGAAGAGAAAGUUCAUCCACAGAGACGGCCUUUUCACAUAAGAUCGGGUUGAACAUGCCACCCUGGGUCUCCUGUCCUGAUCUACCUCUCAGAACUGUGACAGACUGGGCUCUGCCCUCAUUUUCUCUUUAUCGUUGCUUCUGUGUUCAGGGGCAACCCACAGCCCAGCAUUGGGUGGUUAGGGCAGGCGCCAGUGAGUUGUAGGAGAGAAGGCCCUUGGUCAGAGUGGGCGGUGCCAGGCUCUGCUUUGGGUUGUGCGUGUCCACCUAGUCGGGUGCAGGCUCAAGCACCCAUUCUUUCCCCUGAAUGGGAUGGAGGAGAAGCAGGGGAGCCUGAGUGGGUAAUAGCCCAGCAUCAGGGUCACAGUAGUCAAGAGCUGGCUCUCAGGGAGUCCUGUGGUUGUGUAAGGGCUACGUGUCCUGGUGUGACAGGCAGGAACAGAGCGCUGCCAGGAGGAGGGGGCUGGGGACCGCGAGUUAGCAGUGGGGUGGAGGAGUAGCAGGAAUCGCUGCUUUCUGUGACGGCUCCACUCUUAGUGCUCCCUGACCCUCACGCCCUGGCCAGGCGCUGCAGUGUGGCAGGAAGGACUCGUGAAGACUGUCAUGACCGGAGCUCAUGGGACACUUCAGGUACCAAAACCCCAUCUCAGACUGGGCACUUGGUCUGUGUGUUGAUUUGUGGAAUGGUGGCAGAGGCCACCCUACUUGACUCCUCUUUGGUUCCUGCACUCUGUACACCACUGUCCCGAAGAGCUGCUUCCCAUCAUGGGGGCGUUAGAUUGGGCAUAUUUCCUUUCCCUGGAAAGAAAGUGAAGCCUCCAGCUUGCGGUGGGCAACUCGAGAAAGCUUUCGUCAUCGUUCCUACAGUCAGCCCUGAAGCUUCGCCUUGGUCAUCCUUCCACAGAAGUACUCACUUCCUGGUGCGGGGACUAGGGAGAUGCACACUGAGUUAGGAGGCACCGUGGCUGCUCAUUAGCCUUCACUGCAGCUGCGACUAUUAGAGAAAAAUUUAUGAUCGUCUCUAGAGAUGCUGAAACGAUAUUCGGUAAAAUUGAAAAUCUAUCCCUUAUUAAGCUCUUAGUAAGUUAAGAUUUCAAAGAAACAUCCUAACCUAGACAAAGGUGUCUCUAUCUGAAGCCAACAGUCAGUGGCCUUCUAAAGAGUCAUAUACCACCGGCAUUCCCAGUAAAGUCAGAAAUUAGUCAAGGACAUACUGUUAUUUAGCUGUGUUCUGGCACUACUAAACCCCUGCAGUGUGGCAGAUAAGAGAGAUGAGGGAGGGUUACAGAACGCCCGACCUGUACAAUCCAACAGGAUCAGCUGAAGACCUUAACCGAGCAAACAAGGCACAUCACGUUUCUAUAAAGAUUCUGGUUCUCUCCAGAUCAGCUCAUACAUUCAAUGUAUUCCAGUAAGAUUGGAUACUUUUUGGAAUUUAAUGGGUUCCAACGUUCAUUUGGAAGAGUAAAUGUGUGAGAAUACCAAGAAAAUUCUGAAUGACGGUGAGUCCGGGACGGUGGUGCUCAGGUGGGUAAAAGACACUUGUCCUACGAGAUUUCCCAGGGGACUCUCGACCGACCAUGAGUUCAGUCAGAGUGACCUGGAGUGGGAUCAGACUGCUGGACCCAAAGGGAGAGCCUAGCAUCAGACCCAGGUGUGAGGGGAUUUGGUACAGGACCCAAGGAGUAUUUUAAGUGGGAAAAAGAUGGACUAUUUAAUAAAGAGUACUUUAAGAUAACUGCCUAUCUAUUAAAGUAAGAGUUCUCUACCUCACAGUUUCCACAAAAAUUAGCUCUAGAGAGAAAAAACAAAAAAAUUACAGAAUUACUGAGGAAAAUAUAGGAUAUUUUUAUACCUUCGGUGUGGGAAGGUCUUUUCUAAACAACAUGAAACCUAAAAGAUAUAAUAAGGGAGAAGAUAAACAGAUUUUACCACCAAAAAUAUAUUGAAAGUUUGCAUAUGAUGGAAACCACCAAGGUUAAAACACAAAUGACAGAUUUGGGAGAAAAUAUUUGCAGCGCUUCAAAAAUUGGUGAGUACAGUUACUUUAGGAGAAUAGCUUGCUUUGGGCUCCUUGGAGCAAGUCACUGGGGCCUGCUAAGCAGCAACCUAAAGAUUCAGCAGUGACCAGCUGAGUUCUUCCAGGUCAUCCAAGGGCGUUGCUGCCAGCAGCAGGCCAGGGCGCAUGGAAUCCUGUCUACAUCAUAGUGAAAGAAUGAAGUUCAUCAGUGUGAAGUGCUUAGCACAGUGCCUGGUACAUAUAAGAGCUCAGUAAAUAUGAAGUAUAAUCAUAUUAGUAAAGGAUUCUAAGCGGUUACACUAUAGCAGGCGUUAUUUGCAAGUAUAAUGUAAUUUGUAAUCAAAUGAUAAGGGAGAAUCUGUGAACCCCCGAGGAAAUUAGCAGAAUAAAGGCUGUUCUCUCUGGA